AGUUGCCGUGCUCAAAGUGCUCUUUGUGCGUUCGUUUUGGUCGUUGGGGACGCCAUGGCUUACCAGUAUCCCACAGUGUACUCCGGCACGCCCAUGACUUCCUAUGGUGGCUACACGAUGCCCUCCGCCUUGGAUCACUCUCAGGGCAAAUGGUUUGCCCCGGGAGAGGCCCUUCCCCCCGGCUACGUGGUGACGACACAUCCUGAGGGCCACAUGGCUCCUCAAGGUCACCAUGCCAUGUCGGACAUGGCACGCGAGAGCUUCGUGGUCACCACCGGAACGUUGGGAUCCGCCGCUUCGGCCGCAGUGGGAGAGGUCAAGGCAGCCACUUCGCUCAAGAAGUCCAAGAAGAGCAGCAAGAAGAAGAAGAGCUCCGGCUGCUGCUAAGGAGUUUGACAUGCUUCGAGAUCAGUUCUCUGAAGCCUUUCUCCCAUGGAUUUCCACAUUACUUGGAAGCCCUUGAGAUGAACUACACCACAUACUUUUGGCUUGUGAUCGGCAGA
This is a messenger RNA of Durusdinium trenchii, 503 nucleotides long. The record is from the annotation of a GenBank genome assembly. Lineage: Eukaryota; Dinophyceae; Suessiales; Symbiodiniaceae.